UUGGCGAUGGUCGCUUGGGCAGCUUACAUGGACUCGGUCUGGGUUGGACUCUGCGCAUUAUUUCGAUGGUGGAUUCGUUAUUUGUUACACGUCGAGAGCUUGUACAUCAUGACAUGAAUGGGACGAUCUGCGGAGAGGCAUUGUUAUUAUCUGAAGUCAGGUCACGGCGUCCAAGUUUGCUUUAUUUCCUGCUCCUUGUACUUUGACUCGCUGUGCUUUUUGACCUUACCAUAUGUCCAUUAUUCUCUGGUAGGGCAUAAUUUCAAUUCCAAUGUAACUAUAAUCCUGGUAGUCAAAAUAGAUGCCAAUUCCUUGUCGAUCUUGACGUUAGUGCACAUGGAAUUGACAUGGAUGUGCUCCUUUUCGUGUUUUGGUCUUCUCUCUUGCUGGUGAUUAGUGUAUUCACAUGUCGACCGAUGUGAGCCGAGACAGACGGUCCUCUUCUCUCCAGGUUCCUCGGCACCCAGACGCUCAUUUUCUCCCAUAU
Messenger RNA from Xylona heveae TC161, 487 nucleotides. RefSeq lists its product as hypothetical. The transcript has a single exon. NCBI's taxonomy places the organism in Eukaryota, Fungi, Ascomycota, Xylonomycetes, Xylonales, Xylonaceae. Bases 118 to 393 code for a protein of 91 amino acids. The record is from RefSeq and is a predicted model, not a curated record.